AUGAUUUCGGGAGCAUGUCAAGAACCACUACGAAUCGGUCCACCAGGUCUCUUUUUACCCGGUCUUGUUGUUGGAUGUUUACCAUAUGAUGGACUUCGUAUGUCCACACUUGAAUGUUUCUUCUCAUCAAGUUGUAUCUCUACCAUCCUCACUUAUCUUGAAUACUACACACAAAUGGAUGGCUCACCACCUACAGAUUUCGUUCCACCGAAGGUAUUACCCUUGACUAUAUCUCCAUUAGACAGCUCAAUACCUUCAAAUUUUUCAAAGAACACUUCAAUCGGUACACUCUUAGACGAAUACUUUCUCGAAGGGUGGACAUAUACAGCGUCAUACGAAGCUUAUUUUGCUGCGUGUGCACCAUCUCAUUGUAAUUUUGAAUAUGCUACACGCAAUAAUCUCUUGCACGCGGCUACAUCAGUACUUGGUCUCUAUGGUGGUCUUACAAUUGGCUUACGAUUCAUCAUCUGGAAUGUCAUAAGACUUUAUCGAUGGAUGAAAAGGCGUAUUCGUUCUCGUCGAGUUACUGUUCAAUCAUGA
This is a messenger RNA of Rotaria sordida, 540 nucleotides long. NCBI's taxonomy places the organism in Eukaryota, Metazoa, Rotifera, Eurotatoria, Philodinida, Philodinidae. The record is from the annotation of a GenBank genome assembly.